Molecule: messenger RNA, 3202 nt
Organism: Solanum dulcamara
Lineage: Eukaryota; Viridiplantae; Streptophyta; Magnoliopsida; Solanales; Solanaceae
Exons: 8
Coding region: 380-2971 (863 amino acids)
Source: RefSeq, a predicted model, not a curated record
CUCUCUCUUCGUUUCCAAUCGAUUUUUUUUUUCCUAUUUAUGCUUUCUCUUUCUAAAUUCACAGACUCAUAUAUGAUAACAAUUUACAAUUUUUAGGGUUUUGAUUCUCACUCUUGACGUAUACAGGAACAACGAUUUUCAGGUUGUGAUAUGUAUCGAAUCAGUGAUUUGGUUGUAUUGAAAAAGCAGUGUAAUUUGAUGAGAUUUGGUAUGGAAUUGGGUUUAGGGCUAGUUUUGUUAGGUAAUGGAGGUGAAAUUGUGGGAGAGAAUGGUGUGAUGUUGUGUAUCUAGGCAGUUUUUUUUUGGUUGCCAUAUUGGAUCAUUUGCUGCGCUGAAAUGUGUUUAGGGUGUUAGGGUUGAGAUAAAGUGGGUUUUGAAGAUGGAAGAUGUUCAGCAGCAAAUGCAGCAGAAGCCGGAGAGUACGGGGGAUGAUGUGCGUUCUGAGUUUGAGAGGGGGCUGGAGGAGUUGAUGUGUGGUCACUUGGAUGAGUGUAUGUCGUAUGCUUCGUGUAGUUCGGUGCGUAAUACUGAGGAUGAGGAUGAAGAGUCUGAUCAGCUUGUAAGGAGGAGGAGGAGGUCUGACCUUGAAGGCGAUGACCUGGCAGAGUCUUCUGCUGCCAGGAGGCGCCACUCAAGGAUAUUGAGCAGUUGGGCAGCAAGACAGGCUCAAGAGAUGAUUACUACCAUUGAGAGGAGGAACCGUGAGUCUGAGCUAAUGGCACUUGCUGGUUUGCACACUGUUUCAAUGCUUGAUUCCUCGUUCUUGAGGGGAUCACAAUCUCCUACCUCAAGGCGUCAGGGUGAUUCUGAGAGAAUAAGCACGAGGGCUUCUAAUAUCUUGCAGAUGUGGCGAGAAUUGGAGGAUGAACAUGUGUUGAAUCGUGCCCGAGAGAGGGUGAGGGAAAGGUUGACACAACGGAGGAGUGUGGAUUCUAAUACCAAUGUUUCUAGUGCGAAUAUGUCGGAAAGCCGAGAAACUGAUAACCAAGGUAGUUUGGUGGAUGCUAGUGAGAGUGAGAAUGAGUAUGGUACUUGGUCUCAUGACCCGAUUGGACUACAGAGUGAUCAUAGAGACCGUGACAACUCCAGCCGCGAACCAUCUCCUGAUCUAGGGGAAGUUGAGAGGGAGAGGGUGAGGCAAAUUGUUCGUGGAUGGAUGGAGAGUGGGAUCAGUGACCAUUCAUCUAAUGUCUCUCAGUCUCAGAGAAAUGGUGGUCCAAGAGGGGAAUGGCUGGGGGAAACAGAACGUGAAAGGGUGAGAAUUGUGCGGGAAUGGGUUCAAAUGACUAGUCAACAGAGAGGAGCUCGUGGUAGCCAGAGGGAGGAACAGUCCACUAGGCUUAGUUCUCAAGGAGAUCAUGCUCGUGAAGGGUCUGUUGUUGACCAUGAGGAAGCCCAACCAGAGCACAUUCGUAGGGAUAUGUUGAGGCUGCGUGGGAGGCAGGCUCUACUUGAUUUGCUUAUGAGAAUUGAAAGGGAAAGGCAGAGGGAACUUCAGGGUCUGCUAGAGCAUCGUGCAGUAUCUGAUUUUGCCCAUCGCAACCGGAUUCAGUCGCUACUUAGAGGAAGAUUCUUGCAUGAAAGGCCUGCUGAGGAAGAGAGACCACCUUCAAUAGCAGCAAGUGAACUAGUUCAGCUAAGACAACGUAACACUGUCUCGGGGCUGAGGGAAGGAUUCCGCUCCAGAUUAGAAAACAUUGUACGUGGUCAAGUAAGCAGCAAUUCUGAAAAUUCAUCUAACAGUAGGAACAGUGAUUUUAGAAAUAAUCAGACUCAUGCACAUCCUUCACAGGAAGUCCAGAAUGAAAAUGGUGAACAAAUGCAGUCCAGGGACCUGGAAAGCAAUGUGCAUCAGUUGCCUGAUCGCAGUGAGAAUUCUGGUCAGAGUAUGAAUCAACAAUUGUCUCCUAACCAAGGAAGGGAUCGAGUGGAAGCUGUUGUUGAAGCUGAGGAAGGAAUACAACACAAUUUACCAUCAAAUGAUUCUAAUGUAUGGACUCAUGAGACUACAGAUAAUGUAAACAUGAAUUGGCAAGAAAAUCCUUCAACUGCUAGGUCCCUUGAAACAACAGCGUAUGUGGGGAGAGCAGAACAUCGUUUCCCAGAAAACCAGGAGGUUUGGCAUGAGGAUGCCUCACGAGAAGCUGCAGAGACUUGGUCAGCAGGACCUUCUGAUCCUCCAAGAAUGCGGCGUCCUGUCCCUUUAAGGAGAGUUAGUAGAUUCCAUCCACCUGAUGAUGAUAAUGUGUAUAGUAUGGAACUUAGAGAGCUUCUUAGCAGGAGGAGUGUUUCCAACCUUCUUCGCAGUGGUUUCCGUGAAAGUUUAGAUCAAUUAAUUCAGUCAUAUGUGGAAAGGCAAGGCCGCUCUCCUAUUGAUUGGGAUCUGCAUCGAAACUUGCCUAUUCCUGCUUCACCUGAAAUAGGGCAGGACCAGCAGAAUGAUGAGCAAAAUGAUGAUCAGCAGGAUGGAGUUGGGCGGCCUUCAAUUGUGCUACCCUCUCCUCCUGUGCCACCACCACAGCCACUUUGGCAUCAGGAUUUGCAUCACUCAAGUUGGCCACGUCACGCUGUGCAUCGUUCUGAACUUGAAUGGGAAAUGAUUAAUGAACUUAGAGCAGACAUGGCAAGACUGCAGCAAGGCAUGAACCACAUGCAAAGAAUGUUAGAAUCCUGCAUGGAUAUGCAACUGGAGCUACAACGCUCUGUCAGGCAGGAAGUUUCAGCUGCUUUGAAUCGAUCAGCUGGUGGUCAAGGGGCUGCAGAGACCUCAGUUGAUGGUUCUAAGUGGGGCAAUGUGAAAAAGGGUACUUGCUGUGUUUGUUGUGAUAGUCACAUCGAUUCCUUGCUGUACAGAUGUGGGCACAUGUGUACUUGUUCAAAAUGUGCAAAUGAAUUGGUGAGAGGCGGAGGAAAGUGUCCGUUGUGUCGUGCACCCAUUGUUGAGGUGAUCCGAGCUUACUCAAUACUGUAAAAAGACAGAAAAGGAUAGGAGGGUAAAGACAGAAGUUGGUAAGGUGUAAGAGGAGUUGUAUGCUCCCUCUACCAAGCUUCUCAGAUUCUUAUUAUCUGUAGAGUGUUUUAUUACUUUUGCCUAUCUUCUUCUAAUUAUAUAUGGAAUGCUAUGCAAUGUGUAAUUGGAAAAACGAAAGGCACUUUUUUUGCAUCAUUCAUUCGUAAAUAAAAAUGUUAAUUCUUUUGCAUU